UUUAGAUAAGUCUAUUUUUUUUAGAUUGAAUUUAUCAAAUAUUAGUAAUUUUUUAAUCUAUAAAACAUGAUAAAGAUUUUGUUUUUAAUUGAAAAAUCAUGUCUAUUAUGUGAUUAAACAUAUUAUUAAAGUUCGAUUUAUUGUAAUCAAUGUGUUUUUUAAUUGUUAAUGAAAAUUAUUCAAAAAUUAUCGCCAAUUAUCUUUAAGUGGGGGAAUUUGUAUUUAAAUAAAUGAGCUUAAAUAAUAUAAGUUAGUUGUGCAAAAAAAAUUUAAAUUUUUAAUGUGAAAAUGUUUACUGUGAAUUUUUCGGCGUUUGUUAAAAAAUGGGAGUACUUGGGAUACAAUACUUUAAACACAUCGGAUUCCUUCGGUUUCGAGCCGCUAAUCGAGCAAAAGUCGUCAGAAACCGACUCUAUAGCGCACCAUCAGACUCCUAAAGGCGACCACACGUACGAGCCCUCCACGACAUCGUCUCCACACAGCGACGAUGCGAAAACACGUAUCAGCAUCGAGGGAAUGACAUGUCAGUCGUGCGUGAGAAAUAUCGAGGAAAAUAUCAGCAAGAAGCCCGGAAUAUAUAGCAUUAAGGUAAAUUUGGCUGAAAAAUGCGCGUACAUUCACUACGACACAAAAACGGUCACGCCAGAUGAAAUUUGCGAGUUUAUAGACGAUACAGGGUUCGAAGCUAGUCUUCCAUUAUUGCCAACUGAAGAAAAAACAAGCGUAUGUCUCAUACACAUUAACGGAAUGACAUGUAACUCUUGCGUUCAAUCUAUAGAAGGCAUGAUUUCCACAGUAGACGGCGUGAAAAGCAUAAAAGUGAACUUGGGCGAGAAGCAGGGCCGCGUCGAAUUCCUCGCCCAGAAGGUCAUCGCGCAGAACCUCGCCGAUCAGAUCGAGGACAUGGGCUUCGACGCUUACGUCACUUCCGUCAACGGGAAACAAUCGAACGGCGCCUCGGGCGGAAGCGACGACAAAAUAGGCGGCGGAAGCGGCACGCCGGAAAAGAAGGACUCCGAUUUGAGUUCGUCGAGUCGGACGACGAAUUCCCGAGAGAAGAAUUUGUCGAAAUGUAAUUUGCAUAUAAAGGGGAUGACGUGCGCUUCUUGCGUGUCAGCCAUUGAAAAACACGUCAAUAAAUUGGCAGGGUGUCAGAAAAUUUUGGUUUCGCUUUUGGCCGCCAGGGCGGAAGUGCAAUACGAUCCCUUGGUGACGACCCCCAACGAAAUAGCGGCGUCGAUAACCGAUCUCGGUUUUCCGGCGUCGGUAUUGCAGCAAAAUGGCGUCGGCGAGUCAGAGGUGGACCUCGAAAUAAACGGAAUGACGUGCGCUAGCUGUGUCCACAAAAUCGAAUCGAAAAUAUUCAAUCUCUCGGGCGUGACGAGCGCGAAGGUGGCGCUCACGACGCAACGCGGCAAGUUCGUGUACGAUCCCGAGGUAACCGGCCCUCGAAACAUAAUAGAAGAGAUCAAUAAGUUGGGUUUCGAGGCGCAGAUAUUCGCCAGAGAACACGCCAACGACUACUUGCAGCAAAAGGAGGAGAUCCGGAAAUGGCGGAAGGCAUUUUUGUUUUCCCUGGGUUUCGGAGGACCCUGCAUGAUUCUGAUGAUGUACUUUAUGAUCUUGAUGUCGGUGAAAAAUCACAAUCACGAGGAUAUGUGCUGUUUAGUACCGGGUCUUUCUUUGGAAAACUUCCUAAUGUUUCUCUUAUCCACCCCAGUACUGAUACUGGGCGGCCGCCAUUUUUUCGUUCAAGCUUACAAAGCUCUGAAACACGGCACGACCAACAUGGACGUGCUGAUAGCGAUGGCAACGUCGAUAUCGUACGCUUACAGCGUUGCCGUUGUCGUAGCGGCCAUGAUUAUGCAACAAAACACGUCUCCGCUAACAUUUUUCGACACGCCGCCCAUGCUUUUGGUUUUUAUCAGUUUGGGCAGGUGGCUGGAGCAUAUUGCUAAAGGAAAAACAUCUGAAGCUCUGAGUAGGUUGCUUUCUUUGAAAGCCACAGACGCUGUUAUAAUAACAUUGGGUAAAAAUGGCGAUAUUAUAUCGGAACAACAGGUAAAUGUGGAUUUGGUACAAAGGGGCGAUAUUUUGAAAGUAGUACCAGGUGCUAAGGUUCCAGUGGAUGGUAAAGUUAUUCAGGGUCAAUCAAUGUGCGAUGAAAGCCUUAUAACAGGGGAAAGUAUGCCAGUACCAAAAAAAAUUGGUAGCUCUGUCAUAGGGGGUUCCAUAAACCAACACGGUUUAUUAAUAAUAGAGGCGACUCAUACAGGGGAAGCCACAACCUUAUCCCAAAUAGUUAAAUUGGUCGAGGAAGCUCAAACCUCAAAAGCGCCCAUUCAACAACUGGCCGACAAAAUUGCCGGAUAUUUCGUACCAAUAGUCGUUUUUCUAAGUGUUUUAACUCUGAUUUCUUGGUCCAUUGUUGGCGCAGUCGAUAUUAAACUAUUACCAAUCACUGAACACGAAAAACAUGGUUUUAAUAAUACAGAAAUUAUUUUGCAAUUUGUGUUCAGAUGCGCCAUAAGCGUUUUGUGUAUCGCUUGCCCAUGCGCGCUUGGCUUGGCCACACCUACUGCUGUCAUGGUUGGAACUGGUGUGGGUGCCACAAACGGAAUCCUAAUAAAGGGGGCUGAGCCUUUGGAAAAUGCUCAUAAAGUAAAAGCCAUAAUGUUCGAUAAAACGGGAACGAUAACAAAAGGAACGCCAGAGGUGGCCAAAAUCUGGCUGAAAGGUGAUUACAUGAACCCAAUCGUGAUUUUAUCAGUUUUGGGAUGCGCCGAAAGCAACUCUGAACAUCCAAUAGGACAAGCGAUUAUCAAAUAUGUGAAGGAAGUUUUUGGAUGCGAUAUUGGGGGAUCCUCAAGCAACUUCCAAACGGUCCCCGGAUGCGGAUUAAAAUGCACCGUCUCCAAUUUAGACCAAAUGGUGAACAACGGAAAAAACAGCCCGGAAUUGAACAACUUUUCCUCUCUGGUAACAGCCGGAAGUUCCGGUUUGUUCACGCUGAAAAACGUACAAAUCGAAGUGAGUCAUUCGCAAAACAUGCGUCUCGGACAGCUGAUUGGUGUAACCACCAGCAACGAGGAGCUAUUGGUCGAAUAUGAAGUCAUUAUAGGAAAUAGGGAGUGGAUGAACAGAAAUGGCUUCACCGUCAGUGAUGAAGUGGAUAGAAAAAUGUCUGCUGAAGAGGAACAGGGCACUACUGCGGUAAUUUGUGCCAUAAAUGGUGAAAUUGUGGCAAUGCUCAGCAUAGCGGAUACAGUGAAACCGGAAGCACAUUUGGCAGUCUACACGUUGAAGAAAAUGGGGUUAGAAGUGAUACUUUUGACCGGCGAUAAUAGAAAAACGGCAACCAGCAUUGCAAGACAAGUGGGUAUAAACAAAGUUUACGCGGAGGUGCUACCCUCUCACAAAGUGGCGAGAGUUCAAAGACUGCAACAAAAGGGCAUCAAAGUGUGCAUGGUGGGAGACGGCAUAAACGAUUCUCCCGCGCUUGCGCAGGCCGACGUUGGCAUGGCGAUCGCCGCCGGAACCGACGUGGCGGUGGAGGCGGCGCACGUUGUGCUCAUGCGCAACGAUCUUUUAGAUGUCGUCGCCUGUUUGCUGCUGUCCAAGAAAACUGUGAACAGGAUACGGCUGAACUUUUUGUUCGCCAGUGUAUACAAUCUAUUGGGAAUUCCGUUGGCAGCCGGCGCGUUCAGCUUCGUCGGCUUCAUGCUGGCCCCGUGGAUGGCCAGCGCGGCCAUGGCCUUGAGCAGCGUUUCCGUCGUCGGCUCCAGUUUGCUCCUGAAAACCUGGAAAAAGCCGACGAAACGCGAUCUGGAAACCGUGGAAUACCUCCAGUCCAUAGACGACCGACAACUGGACGCCAUCUCCGUUCACAGAGGUCUGGACGAUCUGGAGAACGUAUCGGCAACGCCGACAAGCUUAUCCAGGUACGAUUUAAGGUGUGCGGAUUACUAAAACUAGGUGGCGCUGGUACACAAGGUGGUUUUUGGAGGUAGAACCAAACUGUUUAAAAUAACCACUACUGUUGACAGUUUGUUCGAUUGGUUGUGGUGGGUUUAAUUUUGUUUAAUAACCAGAUUAUAAAUAAUAACCACUAUGUUAUAGUGUGUGUUCGUUCACAGAUAGAGUUUAUUUUUUAUUGCAAAUUAUAUUCUCGAACACGCUGUAUAUGUUUGUUAAAAUUUGAGAUUAUUAGUCGUAUAUUGUUUAUAGUUAACUAUGAUAGUUAAUAUUAGAAUUUGUAGUACUUUUUAUUUUUUAUUCUAGAAAAAAAUUCGAAAUUGCUGAUAAUAGAGAAAAUCGAAAAUCGAUUUAAGUAUAAAAAAAUCGUAAUUCUUAAACAAAGGAGGUAAAACUUCGAAAAGACUGUGUGUCAAUGACGACGAUGACGUCAGCGUGGAUUUUGGUAACAAAAAUGGCCGCUACGAUGCCAACGAGCCGCUCAUGUAAAUAUUUAUUUUAAAGAAACUGUAAAAUAUUUUUAUUUGUGAAAUAAAAUAAAAAUUAAGUCUAACCAGGUACUUAAAUAUAAGUUAGGUACUUCCAAGGCAACCAGAAAUAUACAGGGCCGUAUUUAUUAAAUAUUUUUUAUCUUAACAAUCUUAUUUAAUCGCCAUAAACAAAAUAUAUUCCUCAUGGUUACUUAAUUUUUUAAUUAUUAAAGCAUUUUUCUUAAUUCACACUGAAUACUGCCCAAGUUGUUUUGUUAUUCUUAUUCUCUCUAAUUAUAUUUAAGUGAAAAUAUAUGUGAUACUUUUUAAAUAUUUUGAAAUGAUUUUUUGUAAUAUUAUUAAUAUAUUAAUAUUUAUUUUAUAUAAAAAUCUAUAUAGCGUUGUACGAUAUUUUAUUUUUUAAUAAAAUUAUGUAAACACACA
Molecule: messenger RNA, 4889 nt
Organism: Brassicogethes aeneus
Lineage: Eukaryota; Metazoa; Arthropoda; Insecta; Coleoptera; Nitidulidae
Source: the annotation of a GenBank genome assembly